Mucor mucedo is the source of this 1656-nucleotide messenger RNA. Its product is annotated as peptidase M3A/M3B. The record is from RefSeq and is a predicted model, not a curated record. Gene Ontology annotation, biological process: peptide metabolic process. NCBI's taxonomy places the organism in Eukaryota, Fungi, Mucoromycota, Mucoromycetes, Mucorales, Mucoraceae. The annotation marks the transcript as partial. Gene Ontology annotation, cellular component: mitochondrion. The transcript is spliced from 2 exons. Gene Ontology annotation, molecular function: metalloendopeptidase activity.
ACCAAGGGCAAUCGAGAAAGUAAAAAUCGAUCAAUCAGCGUUGGCUGGUGUUGGACCGUCUGUCAUUCGCAAUAUAUUGGAUAAAGAUGGAUACGCUUAUGUAGCAACGGACUCAACCGAAUGCCAAAUGAUUUUGAAAUAUGCUAAAAAUGAAAAUGUUAGACGACAAGUUUAUGAGUCAAUGAAUUCUGCCACAAAAGAAAGCAUCAUGACCUUAGAGCAGCUAAUGACAACAAGAGCUGAAUUGGCCACUCUGGUCGGAAGAGAAUCUUACGCUGAAUUACAAUUACAAGAUAAAAUGGCUAAAAAUCCCAAUAACGUCGAUGCCUUUUUAAGAACCCUUUUACGACACCAAGAUCCCACAUUCAAAAGCGACAUAAAUUUAUUACAAAAGACGAAGCAGCAGGUUCUGCAACUCAAAUCUGUACCUACCGUAAAUGCUUGGGACCGUGAUUAUUUUAUGCAAAUUUACAGUUCUAGCCAAUCCUCGCCUAUUAAUACACCCUAUUUCUCUGUUGGAUCUGUUAUACAAGGUCUUUCAAGAUUAUUUAAAAACUUGUAUGGUGUUGAAUUUGAACAUGCUGCAUUAAAACAAGGCGAAGAAUGGCACAAGCAAGUUCGAAAGUUGGAAGUUGUAUGCGAACGUGAAGGAAAGAUUGGGACAAUUUAUUGCGAUUUAUUUUCUCGGCCUGGAAAGACAACCAAUGCAGCACAUUAUACAAUAAGAACCUCAAGACGUGUUGAUGAUGAUGAUUCUGUCAACGAUGUAAAGUAUGCCUUCCCAGGUCGUAAUGUCGAUAUCUCUAAUUUCUUACCGCCAGUGGAUCCUCCAGCAGAGCGUAUACACGGACAUGAUGGCUUAUAUCAAUUGCCAGUAAUUGCUUUGACUUGUGAUUUCUCUCAUAAUGCAACAGGGAAGUCGGCAUUAUUGUCUAUGUUUGAGGUAGAAACAUUGUUUCAUGAAAUGGGCCAUGCUAUGCACUCUAUGCUUGGACGUACAGAUUUUCAUAAUGUUGCUGGUACCAGAUGUGCAUCCGAUUUUGUUGAAUUACCUUCUAUCUUAAUGGAGCACUUUGUGUGGCACCCAAAAGUACUUCCACUGUUUGCAAACUCAAAUGGUGGUAAACAAGUAUCACCUGAAGCUGUUCAGGCGUUUUUAAAACAACGCAAGAGAUUUAGUGGGAUUGAAGUUAAUAGCCAGAUUUUGAUGGCACUUGUAGAUCAACAAUAUCACUCCUCUAAAGUAACAGACCCUACUUUUUCAAGUGUGACUGAAUGGUAUAAACUUCAAGAUCAAGUUGGUUUAUUUCCUAGUGUUCCGGGUACGAUGUGGCCUGUUCAGUUCGGUCAUUUGUUUGGUUAUGGAUCAAAUUAUUACUCUUAUCUCUUUGAUAGAACGCUUGCAAGAAAGGUUUGGGAAACAAGUUUUGAGGCAAAUCCACUAGAUAGAGAGAAAGGGCAAGCUUUCAGAGAUAAUCUAUUAAAAUGGGGAGGUGCUCGUGACCCCUGGAAAUGUAUUGCCGAUGUUUUAGGUGGCGAAGAUGGCACAAAGAUAGUAAAUGGAGACGAAGAAGCAAUGCGAACUGUUGGUGAUUGGGGAAUAGACGUGUAAAUAGAAGCAAAAUAAAGUUUAAAAAUGACCGCAUUUGUAUUUUU